Molecule: messenger RNA, 801 nt
Organism: Sorghum bicolor (sorghum)
Lineage: Eukaryota; Viridiplantae; Streptophyta; Magnoliopsida; Poales; Poaceae
Product: translation initiation factor IF-2-like
Exons: 4
Coding region: 1-801 (266 amino acids)
Biological process (GO): transposition
Source: RefSeq, a predicted model, not a curated record
AUGGCCGAGGAAUCUGCCAUCGGCAAAAAACAAGCGAAAGCGCCCUCCACCACGUACAGCUCUUCGGACGGGCCCGAGAAGUACACCAGCCCGAGAGUGCACGAGAAGCUCACCAAGUACGCCGACGCAGCUCGAGCGGCCCAUGGCGACGACUACGACGUCACCACAGAGCCCAUAGACCCUAAGCUCGUGAUGAGGUUGGGAGGAGGGAAGCAACACGGGCGGUUCUAUAUGGCCCACAGCGCCAUUGAUCUGUCCUCUGUCCCGACGCUGACCCAGAUCCGCAAGGAAGACCAGCGUAGGGGCGGCGCACCGCGGGUCCCCAUAGCGCCUCGGGAGCAUAGCAGUGCGCAGCAGAUCGCGGGUCUUCCGGCCCAGGUCCAGGAGGUGGUAGCCAACCAGAAGAUGAUGGCGCUUGCCUAUCAGCAGCACGCGGCCUCAGUUGCGCAGCAUUACGAGCAGGCGUGGUCGCAGAUGUCCCAGCACAUGCGUGCCAUGGGAAUGAGUGAGCCUCCAGCCGCUUUCUUCGCUCCACCUCCAACACACUCGGCGGGUUCGAACCCAACUCCAGGUGCUAGCCCUCCGGCGAGUGCUUCUCCACAGGUUCCUCCUCCACACCCCGGUUUGGGUCCUUACCAGAGCCUCCUCCAGAGCGGGCAGCCGUUCGGCCCGACACCUCCACCGACGCAGGGGUACUCGUGGCCGCCGCAGGGGCAGCCCGGGCCGUCUCAGUUCCCCACGCAGCCGGGGUACUCGUGGCCGCCGCAGCCGCAGCCCGGGCUGUCGCAGUUACCUCAGUAG